Messenger RNA from Trichoplax adhaerens, 5262 nucleotides. RefSeq lists its product as uncharacterized. Bases 1 to 5262 code for a protein of 1753 amino acids. The record is from RefSeq and is a predicted model, not a curated record. Gene Ontology annotation, cellular component: kinesin complex. Gene Ontology annotation, molecular function: protein binding. The transcript has 2 exons. NCBI's taxonomy places the organism in Eukaryota, Metazoa, Placozoa, Uniplacotomia, Trichoplacea, Trichoplacidae.
AUGGAAAGUUAUUCUGUUGAUUUCAAUGUCCCACAGGAAAUAAAAUCUCUACACGAAAAAGCAGUCGAAAAUCAUCGAUGUGCUAAUUUUGAUCAAGCGUUGUCUGACUUGACACAAAUCUUGGAUAAAGUUCAAGCCAUUUCGGAAGAUACAACCGAACUUGAUCGACUUCGAUGUGAAGUUAAUCUUCUUAUUGGCGAUAUAGACAUGCAACGAAAUAAAUGGACAAAAGCAGAAGAAAUGACCUUAGAAGCGCUCCAUAUAGCGGAAAAACUGAAGGGAAAAAAGAAUAUUGUUCGAUGCUUAACCCAACAAGGCGACAUUAAGCGAUUACGUGGAGAUUGGAAUGGAGCAAAGGAUACUUAUAAGAAAUCACUAGACAUAAACGUAAGUCAUUUAGGCGAGGAGGAUCCGAGUAUCGGCACUCUUUUAGAACUUAUUGCGACUGUUUAUGAUGCUGAAGGAAAUCAUGAUGAAGCUCUCUCCUUGCUUGAAAAAUCGCUAAAACUUAAACGAUCAGCUCUAGGUGACAAUCAUCUCCAAGUUGCCAAAUCCUACUUUAAUAUUGGAGUUUUCUAUAACAAACAGAAGAAGCAUCAACAAGCUCUUUUGAUGUAUAAAAAAUCGCUAAAGAUUACAUUGUCAGUCCAUGAUGAUCGUCAUCAUGAUGUUGCUGCAGCCUAUAGCAACAUUGCAUUAGUGUAUGAGGAACAAGGCAAUCAUGAAGAAAGCCUUUCUAUGCAUGAAAAAUCGCUCCAAAUUCUAACAACAUUAUAUGGUGGCAAUCAUCCUGCCGUUGCUGCAUGUUAUAGUAAUAUGGGAAGUGUCUACUUGAAGCUUGGCAAGCAUAAACAGGCUUUAUCCUUGUAUGAGGAUUCGCUCAAAAUUCGACUGUCAGUUUUAGGUGAAAAUAAUAUUGAUACUGCUGCAUCCUAUAACAACAUAGGAACCGCAUACUUGUUUCAGGGUAAAUUUAAAGACGCCAUUACUUUACUUGAGAAAGCACGUUCCAUUCAAUUGGCUGUCCUUGAUCGUAAUCAUCCUGAUAUCAUCGCAACCUUUAACAACAUUGCCAAUAUUUAUGAUGACAUGGGCAAGCAUUCAGAAGCUAUUUCCAUGCAUGAAGAAGCUCUUCAAAUUCGAUUAUCGUUCUUGGAUCAUGAUCAUCCAGAUAUUGCCCGCUCUUAUGUCAAUUUAGCGGUUGUCUACAUCCAUCAAGGCAAAUAUCAAGAGGCUGUUUCUUUGCAUGAUAAAGCGCUGAACAUUCAAUUAUCAGCGUUUGGUCAAGAUCAUCUCGAAGUGGCUACAUCGUAUAACAACGUGGGAGCAGCGUAUGCUGAACAAGGCAAACAUGAAGAGGCGCUUUUGAUGUAUAACAAGGCACUGCAGAUUCGACUAUCGCUCCUAGAUCAUCAUCACUCCGAUGUUGCAUCUUCCUACAGUAACAUUGGCAAUAUCUAUCAGAAUCAGGGCAAAUAUGAUGAAGCCUUGUCUAUGUUGAACAAAUCGCUUAACAUUAAAUUAACGCAGCUUGGUGGUAAUCAUCCCGAGAUUGCUGUGUUAUAUAACAAUCUCUCCGUUGUGUACAGAAAUCAGACUAAAUAUCAGGAGGCCAUUGAAAUGUGCGUCAAGGCCCUUGCAAUUGCAAUAUCGGCCUACGGCGAUGAUCAUGUCCUGGUAGCCCAAGUUUAUAACAAUCUGGGCAACGUAUAUAGUCAACAGGGUAAUUAUAUCGAAGCUUUUGCUAUGUUUCAGAAGUCGCUGAGGAUUCAUUCAUUAUUAUUUGGUGAUAUCCAUCCUGCCGCUGCUAAAAUACACGGCAAUCUUGGUAACACCUAUGGCGCUCAGGGCAAAUACGAUCAAGCUAUUAGCAGCUUUGAGAAAUCACGAAAUAUUGCCACAUCUCACUUUGGUGAUGACCACCCCAGUGCUGUUAUGGCCUAUGAAGGGUUAGGAAAUACGUAUUCUCAGUUGGAGAAGCAUGAUGAAGCUAUUGGUUUCUAUAAAAAAUCACUUCAAAUUCAAUUGGCAUCGCUUGAUCACAAUCAUCCUGAUAUUGCUGCAUCCUAUCACCACAUAGGAGAUGUAUACUAUGAUCAGGCCAAGUAUGAAAAAUCCAUUUCUAUGUAUCAAGAUUCGCUCAAAAUUCAAUUGUCAACCCUUGGUUAUAAUCAUCCUGAUGUUGCUGCAACCUAUAAUAACCUAGGACAGACUUAUCAAAGUCAAGGUGAAUAUGAUGAGGCUAUUUCUAUGUAUGAGAAAUCACUACAAAUUCGAAUUUCAAUCUUUGACCCCAAUCAUCCGGAUGUCGCAAGAUCUUACUGCAAUUUAGGAAACGCUUAUUACUGUCAAGGUAAAUAUGAUGAGACCGCAUCGAUGCAUGAGAAAGCGCUUAAAAUUCUAUUAUCAAUCUUUGGUGAAAAUCACCCUGAUAUCGCUAAAUUAUAUAACAACAUGGGAAUUAUGCUUGGGAUGCAGGGAAAACAUAAAGAAGCUCAGUCCAUUUAUGAAAAAUCCAUCACUAUUGCUCGAUCUAUUUUCGGUGAAAAUCAUGGUGAUAUCGCUAAUUUAUAUAACAGCAUGGGAACACUCUAUCUUGAUCAAAAUUUGUAUCAAGAAGCUGAGGCUAUGUUUGAGAAAUCACUCAAAAUCAAGCUAUCAAUCCUCGAUAAUGACCAUCCUGAUCUUAUUUUAUCCUAUAACAACAUGGGCAUCGUUUAUGCUGAACAGGGCAAGCAUGUAGAGGCUAUUUCUAUUUACGAGAAAUCACUCAAAAUUCAAGUAUCAGCAGCCGGCCAUAAUCAUCCUCUUGUUGCAACGAUAUAUAACAACAUGGGAAAUGUUUAUAAUAAUCAAGGCCAGUAUGAAGAAGCUCUUUCUAUGCAUACCAAAUCACUCGAAGUGAAAGUUGCAGUUUUAGGUCACAAUCAUGUCGAUGUUGCUACAUGCUAUAACGGCAUAGCCAUGGUCUACAUGAAUCAAGGUAAGUUUCAAGAAGCUAUUGAUAAGUACGAGAAAGCUUUAAAAAUUCAACUACCAGCUCUUGGUAAUAGCCAUCCUGAUAUUGCAACCUCCUAUAACAACAUGGGCAAUGCAUAUUUCGAUCUCGAUAAGCUACAAGAAGCAAUUAUCAUGCAUGAUAAAUCGCUGAAAAUUCGCUUGUCAAUCUACGGACACAAUCACCUCGAAGUUGCAGCAUCUUAUCAUAACUUAGGAAACAUUUACUAUCGUCAGAACAAGUGCGAAGAUGCCCUAUCGGUAUAUCAGAAAUCGCUUAAAAUUCGAUCAUCUCUUUUAGAUCAUCAUCAUCCCCAUAUAGUUAAAUUAUAUAAUAAUAUCGGGGCUGUGUAUAUUAAUCAAGCUGAAUACGAAAAGGCCCUUACUUUCUUUAAAAAAUCGCUGAAAAUUCGAUUAACGACCCUUGAUGAUAAUCAUAUCGAUGUUGCAAUAGCAUACUCUAAUAUGGGAAUGAUCUAUUUCCACUUGAGUAAGUAUGACGAAGCCAUUUCGGUCUAUGAGAAGGCACUGAAAAUUCAAUUUUUAGUCGUUGGCCAUCAUCAUCCAGAUGUUGCUAAACUACACAACGAUAUUGCAAGUAUCUAUAGGCAUCAAGGCAAACAUACAGAAGCUAUAUCUACGUAUGAGAAAUCGCUUAAAGUUCAAUUAUCCAUCUAUGGCAAUAAUCACUCCGAUACUUCCGCAACCUAUAACAACAUAGGUAUUUCGUAUUUCCAUCAAGGUAUGUACGAAGAAGCGAUUGCUAUGUAUGAGAAAUCACUCAAAAUUGAUUUAUCUAUUCUUGGUAGCAAUCAUCCCGAUAUCGCCAGAGCGUAUAACAACAUUGGAGCUGCCUAUAGGCAACAAGGUCAACACGAGAAAGCAAUUUCGAUGUAUGAAAAGUCACUUGAAAUUCAACAGGCAGCCUUUGAUAGCAAUCAUCCUGAUAUUGCUGCAUCUUAUAACAACUUGGGAAAUAUUUAUCAUCAACAAAGUCAACAUGAAAAGGCUAUCACGAUGUAUGAGAAAUCGCUCAAAAUUCAGUUGAUCAAAGUAGGCCACAAUCAUCCCAAUGUUGCCAAACUCUAUUGCAAUCUAGGAGGGGUAUAUUGUGAUCAAAACAAGUAUGAAGAGGCUCUUACUUUGUACGAAAAGUCGCUCAAAAUUGAGUUAUCCGUUCAUCAAGACAAUCAUCCUAAUAUUGCCAAGUUAUAUAACAAUAUUGGAAUUAUCUACGCUAGGCAGAACAAGAAUGAAGAAGCCUUUGGCAUGCAUCAGAAAUCUCUUAAAAUGAAACUAUUGGUCCUUGACCAUAAUCAUCCCGACAUUGCAACAUCUUAUGAUAACUUAGGAGCUAUUUACAGCAAGCAAGGCAAACAUAAGGAGGCUAUUUCUGUCUAUGAAAAGUCGCUCAAAAUAAGAUUAUCAAUUCUAGAUCACCAUCAUACUGAUGUUAUUGCAUCUUACCAAAACAUGGGCAAUGUCUAUUAUGACUGGGGUAAACAGGAAGAGGCUUUAUCGAUGUUUAAGAAUUCGCUAUCGAUUCAACUGGUGGUCCUUGGAGAUAAUCAUCCUGAUGUUGCAGCAUUAUAUAACAAAAUGGGAACUAUCUACAAGCAGCAAAAAAAGCAUGAAGAGGCUAUUUGUAUGUACGAGAAGUCGAUCAAAAUUCAAUCCUCAGUUCUUGGUGAAAGUCAUCCCGAAAUCGCAAGAUUAUACGACAAGAUAGGAGGGGUCUACAGCGAACAAGGCAAGUUUGAAGAAGCUAAUCUUAUGUUUGAUAAGUCUACGGAGAUUUUACAUUUAACUCUCGUUCAAGGACUAGAGUCACUCAAAAGAACCGCAUACUUAUUUCAGGGUAAAUUUAAAGACGCCAUUACUUUACUUGAGAAAGCACGUUCCAUUCAAUUGGCUGUCCUUGAUCGUAAUCAUCCUGAUAUCAUCGACACCUUUAGCAACAUUGCCAAUAUUUAUGAUGACAUGGGCAAGCAUUCAGAAGCUAUUUCCAUGCAUGAAGAAGCUCUUCAAAUUCGAUUAUCGUUCUUGGAUCAUGAUCAUCCAGAUAUUGCCCGCUCUUAUGUCAAUUUAGCGGUUGUCUACAUCCAUCAAGGCAAAUAUCAAGAGGCUGUUUCUUUGCAUGAUAAAGCGCUGAACAUUCAAUUAUCAGCGUUUGGUCAAGAUCAUCUCGAAGUGGCUACAUCGUAUAACAACGUGGGAGCAGCGUAUGCUGAACAAGGCAAACAUGAAGAGGCACUUUUGAUGUAA